Molecule: messenger RNA, 7643 nt
Organism: Loxodonta africana (African savanna elephant)
Lineage: Eukaryota; Metazoa; Chordata; Mammalia; Proboscidea; Elephantidae
Gene: LRIG2
Product: leucine rich repeats and immunoglobulin like domains 2
Exons: 18
Coding region: 210-3407 (1065 amino acids)
Molecular function (GO): protein binding
Source: RefSeq, a predicted model, not a curated record
GGUCGAAGAGGGGUGUCCGUAGGGCCUCUCAGUCACCGCUGCACGGCCACCGCCCCCACCGCUGCGCGGCCUCCGCCCCUCCCCUGCCUUCCGAGAGUACAGGCGACAGCCGGGGCUUCGGGUGGUCGCACAGCCACCGAACGCCUCCGCCCAGCCGCCUCUUCUAGCUGGCGGCUCUUCUUGGCCCAGUCCGGGUCGGGGGGUGAAAAAUGGCGCCGGCGCCCCAAGGCGUUCUGGAGGAGCCGCUGCAGGGGUCUCGGUCCGGACCCCUUGUCCGGCUCCUCUUCCUCGCCCAGGCCGGCCUGCUCCUGCUGCCAGCUGCCCGGGGAGGCCUCUGUCCCGCGCCCUGCUCCUGCCGCCUCCCUCUGCUGGACUGCAGCCGCAGGAAACUGCCCGCGCCGAGUUGGAGGGCCCUGUCGGGCCCGCUGCCCCCAGACACCUCCAGCCUGGAUUUGAGUCAUAAUCGGUUGUCUAACUGGAACGUCAGCUUGGCAUCACAAACAUUGCAGGAAGUGAAAAUGAAUUACAAUGAAUUAACAGAUAUUCCAUAUUUUGGAGAACCAGCCUCUAAUAUUACUCUACUUUCAUUAGUACAUAAUAUAAUUCCGGAAAUAAAUGCAGAGAUGCUCCAGGUCUACCCUGCUCUUGAGAAUUUAGAUCUCAGCUCAAAUGUAAUAUCAGAAAUCAAGGCAUCUUCAUUUCCUCGCAUGCAACUUAAAUACCUGAAUUUGAGUAAUAAUAGGAUAACCACGUUGGAGGCUGGUUGCUUUGAUAAUUUAUCAAGUUCCUUAUUAGUGGUAAAGUUAAACCGGAACAGAAUUAGCGUGAUUCCACCCAAGAUCUUCAAGCUGCCUCACCUCCAAUUCUUGGAACUUAAAAGAAACAGAAUUAAAAUUGUGGAAGGCCUAACAUUCCAGGGGCUUGACUCCUUAAGAUCCUUGAAGAUGCAGCGGAAUGGAAUUAGCAAACUUAAGGAUGGAGCCUUUUUUGGCUUGGAUAACAUGGAAGAGCUAGAAUUAGAACACAAUAACCUUACAGAAGUGAACAAGGGGUGGUUGUAUGGCUUGCGAAUGUUACAGCAGCUCUAUGUGAGCCAGAAUGCUAUUGAAAGGGUCAGCCCCGAUGCGUGGGAGUUCUGCCAAAGACUCUCCGAACUUGAUUUGUCCUAUAACCAGUUGACUCGCCUGGAUGAAUCCACCUUUGUGGGUCUGAGCUUACUGGAGAGAUUGAAUUUAGGGGACAACAGAGUCACUCACGUUGCUGAUGGUGUGUUUAGGUUUCUUUCCAAUCUUCAGACGCUAGACUUAAGAAACAAUGAAAUUUCAUGGGCCAUAGAAGAUGCUAGUGAAGCCUUUGCUGGACUCACGAGUCUCACUAAACUAAUCUUACAAGGAAACCAGAUUAAGUCAAUUACAAAGAAAGCAUUCAUUGGUCUUGGAUCCCUUGAACAUCUAGAUUUGAACAACAAUGCUAUAAUGUCUAUCCAAGAAAAUGCUUUUUCUCAGACUCACUUAAAAGAACUGAUUCUGAACACAAGCAGUUUGCUCUGUGACUGCCAUCUGAAGUGGUUACUUCAGUGGCUGGUUGAUAGUAAAUUCCAGCAUUCUGUGAACGUGAGCUGUGCGCACCCUGAGUGGCUAGCAGGGCAAAGCAUCCUAAAUGUGGAUCUGAAAGAUUUUGUCUGUGAUGAUUUUCUGAAGCCACAGAUAAAGACACAUCCUGAAACCACGGUGGCUCUGAGAGGCAUGAACGUGACUGUGACGUGCAUGGCAGUGAGCAGCAGUGAUUCACCCAUGUCAACCGUGUGGCGCAAAGACAGUGAAAUCUUGUACGAUGCGGAUAUUGAGAAUUUUGUUCGCUAUCAGCAGCAAGCUGAAGAAGCUCUGGAGUAUACUAGUGUCUUACAUCUUUUCAAUGUGAAUUUCACAGAUGAAGGAAAAUACCAGUGUAUUGUUACUAAUCAUUUUGGUUCCAAUUAUUCUCAGAAAGCCAAACUGACCGUGAAUGAGAUGCCAUCUUUUCUGAAAACUCCAAUGGAUUUAACCAUUCGCACUGGUGCCAUGGCCAGGUUAGAAUGUGCUGCAGAAGGACACCCUGCACCUCAGAUUUCCUGGCAGAAAGAUGGCGGUACUGACUUUCCUGCGGCUCGAGAAAGACGCAUGCAUGUCAUGCCCGAGGAUGAUGUUUUCUUCAUUGCAAAUGUGAAAAUAGAAGACAUGGGAAUCUAUAGCUGCAUGGCACAAAAUAUCGCAGGAGGCCUCUCAGCAAAUGCCUCACUAACAGUGUUAGAGACACCCUCAUUUAUUAGACCCUUGGAGGACAAGACAGUAACCCGAGGUGAAACUGCGGUGUUACAGUGCAUAGCUGGAGGGAGCCCUGCCCCUCGCCUCAAUUGGACAAAAGACGAUGGACCACUGCUGGUGACAGAACGGCACUUCUUUGCCGCAGCCAACCAGCUUCUCAUCAUUGUAGAUGCUGGGCUAGAAGAUGCUGGGAAAUACACCUGCAUUAUGUCUAACACCCUGGGGACAGAACGUGGUCACAUUUACCUAAACGUCAUUACUUCCCCCAAUUGUGACUCUUCCCAGAGUAGUAUUGGGCAUGAAGAUGAUGGCUGGACCACAGUUGGCAUUGUCAUCAUUGUUGUGGUUUGCUGUGUCGUGGGCACCUCUUUGAUCUGGGUUAUUGUUAUUUACCACAUGAGAAGGAAAAAUGAAGACUAUAGUAUCACAAACACAGAGGAGCUUAAUCUGCCAGCAGACAUUCCCAGCUACUUGUCCUCCCAAGGAACACUGUCUGAGCCACAGGAAGGCUACAGCAACUCUGAGGCAGGCAGUCAUCAGCAGCUUAUGCCGCCUGCCAAUGGAUAUAUACACAAAGGAGCUGAUGGUGGCCCUGGUACCCGGGUAAUCUGCUCAGAUUGUUAUGACAAUGCCAACAUCUACUCCAGGACCCGAGAAUACUGUCCGUAUGCCUAUAUCGCUGAGGAGGAUGUCCUGGAUCAGACACUGUCCAGCCUCAUGGUCCAGAUGCCCAGAGAGACAUAUUUGGCACAUCCUCCCCAAGAUGCCACCACCCUGGAGAGCCUGAUAGCAUCAGCAGACAGAGAGUUGUCUGCCUUUCCUACCAACCAUGAGAGAAUAAAUGAGAAGAAGCUUCCCUCCACACAGCUGAGCGGUGAAAUGUUGCAGCGGCCCUUGUGGAACGUAAACAAAGAACUAGGCCUGCCUCAUCGCCCCUUUCCCCAGCAGCCAGUCCUCGAGUCACCACAACUCCUCCGAAAUGAGGUCCUGGCAGAGAAUGACCCAGACUGUUCUGCCUCCCCUAUGCCUUGCCACAGGUUACAUGACCACGCUUUUGAUUUUAGUAGGACUCGGAGCAUUCAAGAUGGUAGUGAGGGCACAUGAAACUCGCUCCAGUAUGAAAUCUGGGCAGAGACUCAAAUCAGUUAAUUUUGUAUUUACUACCUCAGCGUUCAGAAGAAACCCCAAAGUCAGCAUUUGUUUUACUCUUUGUUUACAAAUUACAUCUGAUCACACCAAGGUGGGCCAGGUACUUGUUUGAGUUUAUACCUGGUGAAGAAAGGGUAAUGGCUGACAGAAAUGGGUGCAUCUAACCAAAAAUGUGCGGCACUGGUAUUGAAAGAUAUGGGGCAGAUGUGCUUCCUGGAGGUUCCACAGGGAUGUGCCCAGGUGUGCAUUGCCUAUCAGGAAAAGUCUCAUCGCUGCUUAACCAUGCUGGAUUGUCUCAAUCCUCGGAGUGAUCCUAGGAAAACAUCACUGUUGUACUUUGUCUUCCAAGGAACAAAAAUGACUGGCGCCCUCUGGGAAGUGUACCUGGGAUUUUCGCUGGUUUGAAGCAUAUAGCUGAGACUGGGGCUUUGAUAUUCAAGGUCUUCAGCAAGUAUCACAGGCUUGGCUAACUGGUACCAGGUCAUGGGGUUUUGUAUUCUUGUGAUUCCUUUUUUUUUUUCCUUGUCCCUACCACCCAGGAAUCUCAUUGUAAAUACAUUUGCAUUUAUAAUUAAUUUUUGUAUUCAUUGACCAUAUGUGUUCACUGCAAUGUAAAUAUUUUUUGAUAUGCCAGAAGUAUAUAUAAAUAAUACCAGUUAUAUUAUCGACAGCAGCUUCUCCGAUCACAAACAGAUUUUAGUAUAAUUUGGUUUGGUGAGAUCUAGAGACUUUGUUUAAAGUUUAAAAAACUUAUUUGUUAAGUGUAUGUCUAGAGGCAAGGUAGCUAGUGAUUGCAUACACACAAACACAGCCUUGGUGUAAUUAACCACUUUGUUCAUUCUUGGAGGUUCAUACAUCUACUCAUUUGCCAUCUGUUUACAAAAGCCAGCUGAUACUACCUUACCAGUGUGAAAAGACAUGCUUCUUCCAAAGACCAGCAGUCCUGGCAUAACAUGUGCACAUAGAUAGAGGAAGAAUUGUUUGGGGAAAGUCUUCUUUCAACAAAGUACUUAGUUGGCAAGAAAACCAAAGAUUGCUUCUUUUAUGUGUUUGUGUUGCUUUUACUAUCUCUUUUACCAAGGCACAACAUAUCUUAAAAGAAGAUAUACUUUAGAAGGGAGGUGUGCUUUGGGGAGUAGAAAGCAGGUGGAGGUGCAGAGAUACCUAUACUAUGAAGUUUUGGGGUGGUCCUUUGCUUUAUAUAGGUGAUGAUUUAAGUCAAAAAAAUUUUUUUCUUUAAUUUCUAAUAGGAAAAAGCUUUAUGCAAAGGAUUUGACACUCUAAUGGAAUGUAAUGGACUAAAGUUCUUUGUGCUGUCAGUCUGUCCUCUCAGUCUAGUAAGUACUAAAAAAAAAAAAAUAGUUACAAAAAAAAAAAAGUACUAGUUACUAGACGAUGUCAAUCACUUAAAUAAAAAUUUCUGAGUCUUUGUACAUUUCAAGGGUUGUAAACUCACAUUAUUUCUUAGCUUUCUGCCAGAAAGUUUAGUUGGAUUUCAUUAGUUUUCAAUCGUAAAUUUCUCUCCCAUAUAGGCAGCAGCCCUUCUUUAACUGUUAAAUAGCACCACGCAUUUCUCAUCUUCCUUUUUAAACUGUCGUUCCCGGCUCAUUUUCACUUUGAACUUCUUAAAUAUCACUUUCAACAUCUCUUUUUCUGUGCCGUCAACCUGUGAUCCCUCUUCUUGUUUCUUGGGGUAUAAUUUAAUUUGUAUUGGACUUUGGAGUCAGUUCCUUUUUCUGUUAUUAGCUGUGUAAUCAAGAGCAAGUCCCUUUAUUUCUCCAGGCCUCCGUUUUCUUGUGAAAUGAGGGCAUUUUCUAGAUGCUUUAGAGCCCUCUCCAGCUGUAACAUUCUUUGAAUCUGUGAUCCCUCCAGGAACCAGGGAAGAUUAUGAUACUCUAAUAAAAAGCUGCUCUCAUAAAAUGUUUGUUAGAGUAGAACAAGUGUGAUGCUGCUUGCUCUGACUUGAGCCAAAUUCAUUUCCUCUAUAGCAGGAGUGAUGGUGUAGGAAAUACUUGUGAGGAGAAAAAAUUAUUCUUCUUUUAAACAGUUACCGUAAACAUAAAGAACAACCUUGACUCGAUUGAAGGCCAUCCGCUGCUCUCUGGAACAGCAGACCUGAAUACUGGUGGUAUAGGACACCAGAGGUCUGCUGAGAGGUAUCGCCACUCCAAUUUGUUGCUAAUAGUAAAGUGCUGAAUUUUGUGACUUGCUUACCUUCUAAGGUAUUCAGGGCUAUCCCUGUAAUUACCUCAUUCUCACUCAAAUUCUGGUAGACUUUCUUGAGUGGGAGGGGUGGAGUUAGAGCUAAGCUGCCAGAGAUUGUGCAAGUUGAGCCUCAGCUGUCACCUGUGAGGAGGCAGAGGAUAGGCUGCGGACCAGUGAGUGCUGCCCCCGCACUUUAGCAGGGUUCCUACUGCCUGUGGUGUCAGAGCUUAGUCUCUUGAAGGGCCACAUGGCUCUCUAUCAUGUCAACUCAGAUUGUUGAGACAUCCUCCCAGGUAGUCCAGAUUUCUUAAAUAACUAGUCAGAACUAUGUUUAGAUGUGAAUAUCCUACCCCUGGUCUUUAAAAGAUCAGUUUAAUAAAGUCUAAUCUUAGGAGGGAAACCCUGGUGGCGUAGUGGUUAAGAGCUACGGCUGCUAACCAAGAGGUCGGCAGUUCAAAUCCAUCAGGUGCUCCUUGGAAACUCUAUGGGGGCAGUUCUACUCUGUCCUAUAGGGUCGCUAUGAGUUGGAAUCGACUUGACAGCAGUGGGUUUGGGUUAAUCUUAGGAGAAGGAAUUCCUGAAACUUUUCAUUAUUGCAUAUAUUUUUGCCCAAGCAGUGAUUUAACCCUCUAAUAUAAACAGGAUUAGUGAUGGCUCAUCAAUAUUUUUUCCUAGCAGUGUAACGUCUGUCUAAUGCCAGCUUAAUGAGGGAUGUUGCAAAGCAAGGCAAAUUGAAAGGCUAAGAGAAAUACCCCGUUCCCCACCCAGUUACAACUUUAUUUCAGUUGGAAUACAUAAAUUCUCUUAAAAUUUGUUGUGUCCCUUUUAGUCUGAUUCUCCAAGUCUACCUGGAAGAAGAAAUUGCAUUUUCCUUGAAUUUAAGACUUAAUACUAGCACAAGAUCUACACCUAAGCCAUUGGCUUUCUCUCAUUUAGCAACUUCCAAAGUGCUUUCCCUAGUACGCAAGCUACUCUCUAGAAGAGGGAAUAUCAGAAACUCGCCCAAUGUCCAGUGCCACUAGAGUGUCACCUCGGAAUGCUUUACAUGCGUGUUUUUCUAUAGGAUAACACAAUCAUGUUGUCUUCACAUUGCCCGUUACCAAAAAAACCAAACCCAGUGCAGUCGAGUCGAUUCUGACUCAUAGCGACCCUAUAGGACAGAGUAGGACUGCCCCAUGGAGUUUCCAAGGAGCGCCUGGUGGAUUCAAACUGCCAAGCCUUUGGUUAGCAGCCGUAGCACUUAACCACUAUGCCACCAGGGCUUCCCAUUGCCUGUUAGGAGGAUGUAAAAGGCACAUUAAGAUGUCAAGACAAUUUAGACUCUGUUACCCAUUUUCCUAGAAAUGGGAGAUGGGAUACAAGUCUUUUAAUUACUUGAAAAGUUAUCACAUGAAGUAAGGAUUAGAUUCCCUCUUUUUUUUUUUUCCAGAGGACAGAGCUCAUAUCAGCGGGGUAGAAGUUAGAGGGAGUCAUAGUCUAUACUUUCUAGUAAUCUCAGUAUAAGCAAACUCUCUAACAGAUCUGUCUGACAGUGGGAGUAACCUGCCUUGAAACUUAGUGAGCUCCCCCUCAUAGCAAAGGUACAUGCAGAAGCUAAGUAACCGAAAAACCCCAACCAAACCCAGUGCCGUCAAGUCGAUUCCGACUCAUAGCGACCCCUAUAGUAACCAUCUGUUAAAAGCAUCUAAGAAAUUUCUGCAUUUUUGGUAUAUGAACAAGAUGACUUUGGAAGCCUCUUUCAAUUUUAUCACUGGAAGUUCCCACAAGUAGUCUGACAGUCUUCAGACUUCAAAAUCCUUGGUAUUCAGUAUUGUGCACUUCAAAAUUUUUUUUAUUUUAACUAAAGAAUUUUGGUUUUUGGUUGACAAAAGAGGCCUGACUUCUACGUUCAUGGCUGAAAUUAUGAAACUGGGUUUAUUCCUUCUGGGGAAAUCUGUAACUUGUUAUUAACACAAAUGGCAUCAUAAUAAAAAAUUGAAAAGCCUA